Blastomyces gilchristii SLH14081 is the source of this 2163-nucleotide messenger RNA. RefSeq lists its product as uncharacterized. The transcript has 7 exons. The record is from RefSeq and is a predicted model, not a curated record. The coding region runs from base 1 to 2163 and encodes 720 amino acids. NCBI's taxonomy places the organism in Eukaryota, Fungi, Ascomycota, Eurotiomycetes, Onygenales, Ajellomycetaceae.
AUGGCUCCCGACCGACAGUCCUCCCUCGCUCUCCAGCAACUCCUCCAGGCCCAGGUCUGCGUUUCCAACGGCUCAGGCCUGCCCAAGAUCUUCUUGAACAACGCCUCCGACUCUGAUUCCUCCACCGCACCUAGCGACUUUGACUAUAGCAGCGAACCCGAGUCCGAGUCAGACGACGAGUCCGAAGAUGAACUGGCACUGGAAGAUGAAGAGGAACAACUUUCACCAGAAUACUACCUCCAGGAGGCCGAGUCUCUGGAUGUCUCCCAGCUCCGACAGAAACGCUAUAGCCCGAAAACUCAAGAGAGGUUGGAUGAGGCGCAAGAUUUCUGGGAUAGGUGGGACAUCACUGCAGCAUCCUCGCAUACAGGCCUUGGGUCGCUGAUUGUUCUAGGUUCUGUAAAGGCGCAAAGCGCGAUCCGGUGGAAUGUGCACGCGAUAGUUGCGACGGAGAAGAAACUUUCCCUCAAAAAGCGACCGAAAGCGACCAUGUUUAUCGAGGAUGUGGCUGAGUUUGCCCGAGUGAUCCUGACCACGACAGAGAUGACUUUCCUUUAUGGCUGGUACCGUAUACAACUCCUCCUUUUCUGCCAGCUGGCCGCUAUCACCGGUAGCCGUCCCGGGGCGCUACUGAAACUUCGCUUCGUGGAUCUCAAGUUGACAUUAAUUCGGGAUCCGAAGGGAGGGCGUCCUCGACUUUUCAUCUACCUGAGACCGGAAUUCACAAAAUCAUUUCUUGGCGAAAAAGAGUCAGACACGUUCCCGAUUCCAGAAAUUAUCUUUGAUCCCACGUUGGUCCUCAGUCCUCAUGUUUUCCUGCUGGGCAUGCUGUUUAGAAUUGGCGCAUUUAAAAGUCUGUCCAAAGACGGCCCUGUGGCGGAUUGUCCCGAGAAAUUGUAUAACCUUUGGGUCCUAGAUGGCCUUGGUGAGCAGGAACUGAAGCUCAAGGACGAACUUCUCGAUCAGCAUGUGGUGAGAUUACGGGCUUUGCGGAAGCCGCGAAGCCAUAUUGUCUUCGAUACGGUGCAGCAAAAGCGCUCAACGAUAGUCAACGUGAUGCUGCAGCACGCCAGCAUUGAUACUUUUGUCCGGCACUACAGUGUGGGUAUCCACGUAGAUGCGCAGGCAAUUGUCCGGGGCUUGCCCGCUGAGAAACAGCUCAUCCAGUUUGCCUGCUCGAUGAGUCGGUCCAUUGACCCUCGCAGACCCUACCGGCUUGAGGAUUCGAGCUGCAUCAAUGAUAUUCCCCGCGUGUGUGCCCUGGAAGACAGGAAGCAAGCGAAAAAGCGGAUUCAAGACAUUAAGAUGCGCACCUAUGAGAAUGCCCAGGCCGCAUUACAACAAGAGUUCGGUGAUAAUCCACAGAGCGCGUCUCUUUCCAGAACCGUCCGCAAGCGGAGGGAGUCUCAAGAGAAAAGUGUGAAAAAGUUACAUCAGAAAUUUGAUCAUGCAGAUGAGCAGUAUGAUCGCUCAAGACGGCAAAAGCACCGCCUGAUUCGUGAGAAUCUGGAGCAGUACAAGAACGAGCAGCCAGUGAUCAACAGUGAGCAGCAGCUUGCCGGGAAAGUUGUUGACAAAGAAGUUAUGGGUGCGUUGCAGCAUACUGGUUAUAUGACAAUGCAGCAUAUGACACUUAUUGACAGUAUCCUGACUAUGCCGGGUACGACGGUCAAGAAAGAAUACGAACGCCGAAUUGCCGCAAUCAAUGCAGUGAUUGCAGUCUGUGAUGCGGAAGAGGGUGCUCCCUCGCGGCCUGGUGCGUCGCAAAAACACCCUGUCAAUGCUGUUGAUAUACUACCUGCUGCCCCCCUGCCUAAGAGACAGAAGUCUACCCCUUCAGAUAAGAGUGACGAUACUUUUUCUCGAGCCGUCGCUUCUGUUUGCGUCAAAUCUCUAGAAGAGAGACCAAAGAUAUGCUUCAUUUGUCUUGGUAAUGCUAGACUGCCAGAAGGCGAACGCCUGAGAAUGUACAAGAACCCCGGGUCCCUCAGCCGACACUUCGUCAACAAACAUAUCAAGCCGUUCCCAAAUGACAUGCACUGUGAGUGCCAAGUUUGCGGGGAAAAGCUGAUAUCAAAAUCGGGACUACUGAACCACGCGGAAAGAGUGCAUGGAACUGUCUCCUGCUUACCUUUACCAGCUCUUGGCCUACCCCUCCCAUAA